Chenopodium quinoa (quinoa) is the source of this 2343-nucleotide messenger RNA. RefSeq names its product F-box protein At2g26850-like. Lineage: Eukaryota; Viridiplantae; Streptophyta; Magnoliopsida; Caryophyllales; Amaranthaceae. The coding region runs from base 884 to 2050 and encodes 388 amino acids. The transcript is spliced from 5 exons. Gene Ontology annotation, molecular function: protein binding. The record is from RefSeq and is a predicted model, not a curated record.
UUUUCACAUUUUCUCUUUAUAAAAAAUUACACCAUAUAGUACGGAGUAUAAACUGACAAAACACAAAAUAACCCAAUUUCUAGCUCAAUUUAUCCAUCUUCUUCCUUCUUUUUCUGGGUUAUUUUUCUGGGUUUCAUUCAUUUUUGUGAUUCUUCUUAUACUAGUGUCAAAUUUUCCUUAUUUAUAGCCCUUUUUUUCUCCAAGAUUUAUGCUUUAUUUAAUCUAACAGCAGAAUUUUACAGAUUUGAGCAUCUGGGGUUUGCAAUUAAUUUACCAUUAUCUUGUUUGAUUCAUCAAAUCUUUGUUUUUGGUCUGUUUCACAAGCUUGAAACAAAAUCAUCCACAUUACUUUUGAUUAUUUUAGUCAUACUUAUUGCCCACUAUGCUGUGAUUGGUGUCCCUAUAUAAUUUCUGUUAUUAAAGUUGGUGUCAAAUUCACUGUAUCCAGAUACCCUUUAGCAUUUAUGCAGCAGCUCACUAAUUAUUUGUUACAUGUCCUGUGUUAAUAUUCUUUAACUAUUACUCUUUUCGUCCUAUUAUAUAGUUGGUGAUUCAUUUUUCAUGUGAGUUAAGAAAAGUCUAAUGUCAGUAGAUUCUUUAAUUUGUAGUUAAAUCCGUGUCGGUCAAGGUAUCUAUAGAUUGCCUCUCAUUAAAACGACUUUGUUAAGGUUAUUCACUAGAUAAAUUCCUAUUAUCUAGCUGACCCCUCAUCAAAUUAUUAAGAUUGCUUAGAUUUUGCUCCCACUUAGAAAGUUGGGAGUAUUAUAUACAAGUAUAGUACACUGUGCAAUCACUUGGUACAAUAAAUUCUCAGAUCUUGCACAAUAUUCUUUUAUUAUUGAUUAGUAUACUAUUAUAUGAUAUACUUUUUAAUUCAAGUCCAAUGCUAUUCUUCUUGAUAUCUUGUUUCUCAUUCAUCUUUGUUGUCAAGUCUUUGUUAACAAUUAAACUAACAAAGAUGAGACUACUAUCUCCCUUUUUCUGGGUAGAAUUAUCCAAGUCCCUUAUGUGUUAUAUUAGAAAGAGGGGGCUUGUUUUUGGUGUUUUUGAGGCUACUUAUUUGAGUCCAGUGAGAAAAGUUCAUACAGUUGAGUUUGUUGAAGUGAAGGAUGAGGGAAUAUCAGUUUUGGAUUUGCCAGACUUGACCUUGGAUAUGAUUCUAGACCGGCUUUCGCCGGCUGAUUUGUGUAGCUUGUCUGGGGUGUGUAGAGAGUUGAGAGGAAAAUGUAGGAGUGAUCAUAUGUGGGAGAAACAUAUGAAGAGCAAAUGGGGAAGAGUGAUUGGUAAUGCUGCUCUUGUGAAAUGGCAUGAACAUAUGGCCCUUAAUAAGAGGAGAUUUUCCUUAGGUGGUAGCAGCAAUGGAGGGAUUAUUUUGAAUAUUUUUAGUUUGUGGCCAUUUUCAUCAUUGAUUAGGCCAAAAUUGAUAGGUAGAAGUGAGCUUAAGGGUUCUUUACCACCUGAUUCAAUCAUGGGUUGGUAUCUUUCUCUUGAAAGCGGCGAGUUCUGGUUCCCAGCUCAGGUCUAUAAUCGUGAGAAUGGACAUGAUGGAUUUGUGCUGUCAUGUUAUGAUGCUGAACUUAGCUACAACUCCAAAUCAGACACUUUCCAAGCUAGGUAUACCCUGCAUGGCCGAAAGACCGUAGAGGAAAACAUAUCCUGGAGUAGAAUCAGAGCUCCACCUGUUGAUAAUCCUGCAUAUGAGCUUCAUGUGUCUGAUUGUUUAGAUGAUUUGAAGCCAGGAGAUCAUUUAGAAAUUCAGUGGAGAAGAAACAGAGAAUAUCCAUAUGGCUGGUGGUAUGGAGUUGUUGGUCACCUGGAUUCAUGCACCAGGAAUGAAUAUCAUUGCAUAUGUCAUGAUAGUGACACAGUGACACUAGAGUUUAAUCAAUACGCCCCUGACUCAAGAUGGAGGAGAAUGAAUGUCAAUAGGAAGAAUCAUCGAGAAGAAGGAAACGAGGGUGAUGGCUUCUAUGGAGGAAUCAGAAAAAUAUACAGUGAAGAAGAGAUCACCAUUUGGAAAAGCUUAUGGCCGACCAAGGUCCUAAACUAGCAGACAGCUUUUUUACUCUUUAAUACCAGUUACCUUUAGAAGUGUAAGUACCACAUUCUUCAGAUGGUAACAAUGUCAGAUGAAAAUGCAAAAGUUGGCCUUUGUUUCUCUAUUUGAUAUGUGCAAAGGCGUUGUACAGAUUGAUUUAUACUGUAUUUGUACCAUACAUCCCAAAAACAAACUUUUGAGUGUGCUGUGUGCAUCUAGUUACAAUUUGGUGUUGUAUUUCCGUUUUGUAUAAACUGAAAUGAUCAAGAAUUCUCGUUGAUCAGAGGUUCCAAAAUUUUCCUGCA